This is a messenger RNA of Bacillus rossius redtenbacheri, 3016 nucleotides long. RefSeq names its product 26S proteasome non-ATPase regulatory subunit 2 (gene Rpn1). Gene Ontology annotation, biological process: regulation of protein catabolic process; proteasome-mediated ubiquitin-dependent protein catabolic process. The transcript has 16 exons. Gene Ontology annotation, molecular function: enzyme regulator activity. The record is from RefSeq and is a predicted model, not a curated record. Bases 208 to 2937 code for a protein of 909 amino acids. NCBI's taxonomy places the organism in Eukaryota, Metazoa, Arthropoda, Insecta, Phasmatodea, Bacillidae. Gene Ontology annotation, cellular component: proteasome regulatory particle, base subcomplex; proteasome complex; nucleus.
CUACAUUGUAAAGACGAACCUUUAUUUUACAGUAUCUGUGGUGGGAGUCUGUAGGUUUUUUUUUUUUGGAAUCUGUGUGUUCUGAUAUGUCAUGCUAGGUUAUUUGUUAUAAACUAUUUGUUUUGAUGUCCGGUUUGAAUAAACUUUAGAUAUUCGUUACAUCAAUUAAAUUUUUUACUGAUAACAGCUGGAUUAUAUUUUGUUAGAAUGUCGGAAAGUAAACAAGAAAAUUCGGUCGUAACUGAUGGCGAACCUAAGAAACAAGAAGAAGAAUUUACAGAUUUGUCUGAAGAAGACAAGCUGAUACAGGAGGAAUUGAACAUGCUAGUGGAGAGAUUAGUUGAAGACAACGAGGAGCUGUACCUGCCGUCGCUGGAGAGCCUCCGCAGCCUGAUCCGGGCGUCCACCACCUCCAUGACGAGCGUGCCCAAGCCGCUCAAGUUCAUGCGCCCGCACUACGCCACCAUGAAGACGGUCUACGAGAAGAUCAAGGAGCCCCGUACCAAGGAGUUCUGUGCGGACGUCAUCUCCGUGCUGGCCAUGACCAUGAGCGACGAGCGGGACUGCCUCAAGUACCGGCUGCUGGGGUCGCAGUGCGAGAUAGGUGACUGGGGUCACGAGUACGUCAGGCAUCUGUCGGGCGAAAUAGCAGCGGAAUGGACAGAGCUGAUCUCCACAGAUUCACAAUUACAGUCCAAGUUGCUAGAUCUCGUGAGUAAGAUCGUUCCGUUCAACCUCGCCCACAAUGCCGAGGCAGAAGCGUGUGAUUUGGCCGUGGAGAUCGAUCACCUCGAGCUGCUCGAGCAGUUUGUGGACGAGAGCACUUACCCAAGAGUAUGUCUGUAUCUUACAAGUUGUGUGCCGUACGUGCCGGACCCGGAGAACAUCAUGCUGCUGCACGCGGCAAUGGCUAUCUUCAAGCGCUUCAAGCAGUUCCCUCAGGCGCUGCGCGUCGCCAUGCAGAUGAACUCCAUGCAGUUCAUCGAGGAGAUAUUCAAUUCCUGCGAGGACUUAUCUGUUCAGAAGCAGUUGGCAUUCAUGCUGGGGAGACAGCAGAUCUUCUUAGAGCUGAAAGAGAAUAUGCCGGAGUACGACGACCUGGUGGAGAUUAUGUCGAAUGCACACUUGAAUAACCAUUUCCUCAACUUGGCUCGUGAGCUGGACAUAAUGGAGCCAAAGACACCGGAAGACGUGUACAAGUCACACCUGGACAAUGCGCGGCCAGCAUUUGGGGGCGGGCAGGUGGACUCUGCACGGCAAAACCUCGCUGCCAGCUUCGUCAACGGCUUCGUGAACGCCGCCUUCGGCCAGGACAAGCUGCUCAUGGAGGACGGCAACAAGUGGAUGUACAAGAACAAGGAACAUGGUAUGCUGAGUGCGGCUGCCUCCUUAGGUCUGGUUCUGCUGUGGGAUGUCGACGGUGGUUUGACUCCGAUUGACAAGUACUUGUACUCAUCAGAAGAUUAUAUAAAAUCUGGAGCCCUGCUGGCAUGCGGCAUUGUUAACUGUGGUGUGCGCAACGAGUGUGACCCUGCGCUUGCGUUGUUGUCCGACUAUGUGCUGCACACGAGCAACGUUAUGCGCAUCGGCGCAAUACUAGGCCUGGGGCUGGCGUACGCGGGCUCGAACCGCGAGGCGGUGCUCAGCCUGCUGACGCCUGUGUUCAGCGACCCCAAGUCCAGCAUGGAGGUUGUGGGUGUCGCGGGGCUGGCCUGCGGCAUGAUCGCCGUCGGCUCCUGCAACCCCGAGGUCACCGGAACCAUCGUGCAGACGCUCAUGGAGAAGUCUGAAGCCGACCUGCGCGACACUUACGCGAGGUUCCUGCCCCUCGGUCUGGGCCUCUGCUACCUGGGCCGUCAGGAUGCCGUGGAAACCAUAAUCGCGGCCUUAGAAGUAAUUCCAGAGCCAUUUAAGUCGAUGUCGUCGACACUGGUAGAUGUGUGUGCGUAUGCUGGGACUGGGGAUGUAUUGAAGAUCCAACAGCUUCUCCAUAUCUGCAGCGAGCACUACGAGACCUCGGAAAAGGAGGAUAAGAAGGAAGACCGGAAGGAAAAGAAGGACAAGGAGGAUAAGAAAGAGGACAAAAAGGAUGACAAAAAGGAUGACAAAAAGGAAGAGAAGAAGGAUGACAAGAAAGAAGAAAAGGACCUGUCUUCCAAGCAGGCAGUGGCAGUUCUGGGCAUUGCCCUCAUCGCCAUGGGAGAAGAAAUAGGCUCAGAGAUGGCCUUCAGGACAUUUGGUCACUUGUUGCGGUAUUGUGAACCUGUCAUCAGACGUGCCGUGCCAUUGGCUCUUGGCCUCAUCUCGGUGUCCAACCCCAAACUCAACAUCCUGGACACGCUCAGCAAGUUCUCGCAUGACAGCGAUGCUGAAGUGGCCCACAAUGCUAUCUUCGCAAUGGGGCUCGUCGGUGCGGGAACCAAUAAUGCGAGGCUGGCGGCCAUGCUGCGGCAGUUGGCCCAGUACCACGCCAAGGACCCCAACAACCUGUUCAUGGUGCGCAUCGCUCAGGGGCUGACGCAUCUGGGGAAAGGCACGCUCACGCUCUGCCCCUACCAUAGUGACCGUCAGCUUCUCAGCCCCGUCGCGCUCGCUGGCCUGCUGGCCACCCUCGUCUCCUUCCUCGACGUCAAGAACAUUAUCCUAGGCAAGUCCCACUACCUGCUGUUCACACUUGCGGCGGCCAUGCAGGCUCGUAUGCUGGUCACGUUCGACGAGGAGCUGAACCCACUUCCCGUGCCCGUGAGGGUCGGCCUGGCACUUGACGUUGUCGGCCAAGCAGGCAAGCCCAAGACAAUCACAGGGUUCCAAACUCACACCACGCCAGUUCUCCUAGCGUUCGGGGAGAGGGCAGAGCUGGCAACUGAAGAGUACGUGCCGCUCACGCCCAUCAUGGAGGGUUUCGUCAUCCUCAGCAAAAACCCUGACUAUCAAUAAACUCUCUGUGCUUGUGUUUUGUGAAUGUGAACAAUAUGUGAUGUUUCGUACCAUUACAUUCUCUUCGUCUUAGUUUUCA